Gambusia affinis (western mosquitofish) is the source of this 3885-nucleotide messenger RNA. It is a transcript of the gene tpst1, whose product is annotated as tyrosylprotein sulfotransferase 1. Gene Ontology annotation, biological process: peptidyl-tyrosine sulfation. Bases 1063 to 2205 code for a protein of 380 amino acids. Gene Ontology annotation, cellular component: Golgi apparatus. Gene Ontology annotation, molecular function: protein-tyrosine sulfotransferase activity. The transcript has 6 exons. The record is from RefSeq and is a predicted model, not a curated record. Lineage: Eukaryota; Metazoa; Chordata; Actinopteri; Cyprinodontiformes; Poeciliidae.
UUAUUAAAAUUAAAUUAUUAAAAAAUUAGAAAUGAAAAUAAAUUUCUAAAUUUAUUUUCUGAAGAUUAUGGUGAACUUGUAAUAUUAAAACAAAAUGUUUUGAACAUUUUUAGCACCCAAAAUAUACGUCAUAUCCACCAAUGUACGACAGGCAUUCCUGGCAUACCCCACAUGUCUGGCUGACCGCAUUUUUUUAGCGCACUGAUUUAUUGACUUUUUGACCCUUGCCUGGAAGACAUCAUGAAUAAAUCCAAGAAAAGGAAACAUUCUGAAGAUGGCAGAACAUUUAAUGCUACGUGGACAGAUCAUUUUGCUUUCACCACUGAUGAAACUGGUUCACCAGUCUUCUUAAUAUGUGGCAAAAGACUGGCAAGCAACAAGAAGUCAAAUGUUGAAAGACAUUUCGAGAACAAACACUCUGUCUUUACUAAAAAAUAUUCAGAGGGAGAGGAGAGAAAAAAGGCUGAUUCGGAGCUGAUGUGGAAGGCUGAAGCAAGCAGGAGUCACUUCAAGAAAUGGAUUAAGACCGAUCUUGAAAAUGUGUGCCAUCACAAGGCCAUUCUCGCUCAGAAUCACAAAUGGAGGGAAGUUGCAAACCUUCCCAAACAGGACAAACUUGUAUUCGAAACAUGGAAUGCCAUACCCGACAGCUACAUCAACAUGAAGAGGUAUGCAUUUGGAUUCUUUGCAAUCUUCGGAUCCACGUACAUCUGUGAGCAGGUCUUCUCCAACAUGAACUGUAUUAAAAACAAGCACCGCUCACACCUCACAGACCUCAGCUUACACUCCUGUUUGAAGAUGAAGGUGACAUCUUACAGCCCUGACAUGAAGACGCUGUGCGGCGAGGUUCAGGAGCUAAAAUCACAUUGACCAGGCCUCAUGGAGCUGGGGACACGCCACCUACUGUGGACCAAGGAGCUUCAUCCAUGCUGGCUUCGAAGCAGACGGCCAUAAAGGGUGGGGAACUUGGCUACCCUGCAGUUGUUUUCCUCUGCCCUUUUCCAAAGUUGCCCCCUUCGUUCCCCAAGGAAAAACCACUCCACUGUAUUGGAGAGUAACGACAUGAUCGGCAAGUUGAAACAGAACCUGCUGGUGGCCUGCCUGGUCAUUAGCUCAGUCACCGUCUUUUACCUUGGCCGGCAUGCAAUGGAGUGUCACCAUCGCUCUGAGGAGCACAGCCAUCCAGGAGGAGUCCUGCCUCUGUCCGCACUAGGAGGCAGCAUGCGGACCACCUUACGAACUGGCCAGAAUCUCAGCACACCGUUUGUUUACAACAAAGACACGCCACUGAUUUUUAUAGGGGGUGUUCCCAGAAGCGGUACCACACUGAUGAGAGCAAUGUUAGAUGCCCACCCAGAGGUACGCUGUGGAGAGGAGACGCGCGUCAUUCCCCGCAUCCUGGCCAUGAAACAGAUGUGGAGCCGUUCAGGACGGGAGAAGAUGCGCCUGGAUGAGGCUGGUGUAACAGAUGAGGUGCUGGAUGCUGCCAUGCAGGCCUUCCUACUGGAAAUCAUUGUCAAACACGGCGAGCCGGCAAACUUCCUCUGCAAUAAGGACCCGUUUGCACUGAAGUCACUCUCCUACCUGGCCAAGAUUUUCCCACGUGCCAAGUUUGUGCUCAUGAUUCGUGAUGGGAGGGCAUCGGUUCACUCCAUGAUCUCACGGAAAGUGACCAUUGCAGGAUUUGACCUGGGCAGCUAUCGUGACUGCCUGACCAAGUGGAAUCGGGCGAUAGAAACUAUGUACACUCAGUGCUUGGAGGCAGUGGACAAGUGCCUACCUAUGCACUAUGAACAGUUGGUCCUCCAUCCUGAGAAAUGGAUGCAGACACUGUUGAAGUUCCUAGAAGUUCCUUGGAAUGAUGCUGUCCUUCACCAUGAGGAGCUUAUUGGGAAAGCAGGGGGAGUUUCCCUUUCCAGGGUGGAGAGGUCCACAGACCAAGUCAUUAAGCCAGUAAACGUGGAAGCCUUGUCUAAAUGGGUGGGAAAGAUUCCACCUGAUGUGGUGAGGGACAUGGCUGUCAUCGCUCCCAUGCUUUCCAGACUGGGCUAUGACCCUCAUGCCAACCCCCCCAACUACGGGCAGCCGGACCCCAGAGUAUUGGACAACACCAGAAGGGUCUUUAAAGGUGAAUUUCAGCUCCCAGAUUUCCUAAAAGAGCAAUCACAGAUGCAGAAGUCUGCAGAGAGACCCAAUCCCAGUUAGAAGCAGAGGAACAGCUGGACCACAGCACAUAGCUCACUCUGUUCCUGCAUUUCUGUCCAGAACCGGGUGGAUCCAAGCUAAAAGACGCCUCUCCAUCUGCGCUGGACUUUGGCACAUCCAAGCUCUCUCCUCUGGUUCCUCUUCCUGUGGGCGGCUCUCUCUCCUCUGCUUCAGGAGGACCUUUGGCCUUCAAUGUUGUACCUUAACGUGAGAAGAUGUGCCGCUUCUCAGCACCAUGGAAUGUCUGCUGAUUGUUAUUUUGUGUCGCAUCACACUCAUCAAGUUUGUAGGAACGACCUCUGGAUGUUUAGAGAAAAAACUGUGAUUCUGUUGUAAGAAACUGCAGUGAUCUAAAAUCAAACCAGUAUAUAUGAAUGGGUGGAUUAGCUUUCAGAAGCUGCAAAACUUAUUUUAAUGUUUCAUUUUUGUUUCAAUGCCUUUUCAUUGUGCAAUGUCAUGGGUACUGUUUAUUUUAAUGUAUCGGAAAUGAUAAAUGAUGCUUUUUAAAAAACAACAACAACAAAAAACAAGUCUGUUGAUUGUUGCUUUUUUUUAUAUUUAAGAUGUCAUCAAUCUUUUCACUUGGAUGUAAUAUGACAAUAUGGAGGAAAAUAUGUGAUUUGAUUGAUAAAAUAACAUUUAAGCACAAAACUGUUCUCUUGACAGUGAUAUUUAUGUGGCCACAGAGAAACUUAUGGAGGGCUGGAUUUUGCCCCCAUGCCUUUAGUUUGACUCGCAUGCCCUACUCCUAUGGGUUUGUUCAUAUUUUCAUAGUGAGCCUACAUGGCUGGUCAGAGAGAGUAACCUUUCCUUUCAAAGGGCCACUUUUGCCCCUGCUGUUACAAAAUAAAACUCACAUAGAGCCACAACAGACAAUUUUCUAAACAUGUAAGGCAUAAGAUAUUUUAAUAUGAAAGCAAAGAAAAACUAAUUUACUUAUUUUAAAAAUAAAAUCAACCCUCUGGUACAAAAGAGAAAAAACUAUUUUGUAAAAUGAGGUGAGCCUUUCCUAUAAAUAUGGAAAGCAAAGAAAGAUUGGUUGCAUAGAUUGAAGCUAGCUUCUUUUAAAAAUUUGUUGCAUAUAUUCCAUGCAGAUAUGCAGAUUAAGUUCUUCUUAAAGACCCCUAGAAUGACCAUUUCUUGUUGCAGGCAUGAUCAUAAUCAUUUCCUUUUUUGUUUUGUAAGAGCCACUGUAGGACCGCAGGUUGCAGACUCCCAGCCUAUUAAUGUUGCUUGUGAACUCCCACUCCCACAGCAUUGACAAGCUCAACUCUUUCUAGAAGAGUCAGGGCAAGCACUGUAUAUAUCAUACUUAGUGUUCCACCACAGUAGUGUGGGCUUUGGCUCUAUGAUAAAACUCAACAUAAUGUGCAGGCUCACAUUGCAACUAGUGAAGAUUAGCCAUUAUCAUUAUGAGAUGGAAUACAGAUAAGCUCUCCUGUUCCUUCCUGCCAUCAUCACGUUAUCUCUCAUCAGUCCUCUUAUGCUGCUUCUUGUUUGUGCCUCUCUGUCAGUGCAUUUUACAAAUUAGUGCUCUGCUGGAAGGAGGUAGAGGAACUUGAUUUUUUUUUUCUCACUUUUUGUAUUAUUGUGUAAGCUGUGUCCAACACCCUUCUCUUUGUGAACACGUUUGCUGAAAACAUUUAUCUGUCUUAUAGUGAAUAAAUCAAUCAGAACAUA